Molecule: messenger RNA, 852 nt
Organism: Raphanus sativus (radish)
Lineage: Eukaryota; Viridiplantae; Streptophyta; Magnoliopsida; Brassicales; Brassicaceae
Exons: 2
Coding region: 1-852 (283 amino acids)
Source: RefSeq, a predicted model, not a curated record
AUGGAGGACGUACUGUCUCGUGCUUGGGCUCAAGUAAGAUGGGAAGAAGACGUUGCUAGUAGGGCCAAAGCCGGUCGAAGUAUUAGCAGAAGUCAUCAAAGUCUAUUAGGAGUGACCGAGAUGAGCCCUCUCACCCCAAGUUCGCUAGGGAUACUAGUAAUCCGAACAGGGGCAGGAACUGAUCGGUGUCCUACGAAAAAUGGGUCCUCAAGUCAAAUGGCCUCCCACGCAGAGGCUAAUCGAAACCCCAAGCGAUGGUGCGAAUUCCAUAGUGACCAUGGUCACACUACGGAGGACUGCAUAGCCCUGAAGAUGGAAGCCUCUGAGCUCCUCAAGAAAGGCUACCUACGGGAAUUCCUUUCGGAUAAGGCCAAGAACCUCCUAAAUAAGGAAGGUCCCGGUCUCCCUACCGAGGCAGCUCCUGCAUUACCACCACAACAAGACCGGGUGAUCCAUGUCAUCUCAGGCGGAUCGGAGGUAAGCGGAAUUAGCAGUGCCGCAGCCAAGAGAAGUACUCGCAAUGCUAGGAACGACCAAGAGGCCGAGGGUCCCAAGCGCCUACUCCUUGGAACAGAAGAGAUCAGCUUCACUGCAAGGGAGCACGAGAAGGUCCUGGCUCCUCACCAUGAUGCUCUCGUCAAUUCACUUACCAUAGCAAACUGCUUGGUCAAGCGAAUACUAGUAGACAACGGGAGCUCCAGCAACAUAAUCUUCCAUUCGGCUUUCGCCGACCUAGGGCUGGAACCUACAACUCUAACCAGAAAGGCGACAUCCCUUGUAGGCUUCAGUGGAGAAGUCAAGCAAACCCUAGGAGAGGUCCUUCUCCCCGUGUACGCCGAGGGGAUAAACUAA